CUGCUGCCCGCGGGGAGGCGGUCCCGGCAGCCGGCGCAACUUGCCUCGGCGCCUCGGUGAGAGGAGCGCAGAGCGGAGAGAGCUUGCGGGACGCGAUGCCUCCGGCCGGCGGCCCCCGCACACCGCGCCCGCACGCGCUGCCCCGCAGCCUGUCCCGCCUGCGCGAGUGCCCGGGCCGUUCCCGCAUCGUGCUGGCUCUCGGGGCCACGCAGAUGGCGCUCGGAUGCCUCAUCGUGGCCGUGAGCUUCGCGGCGCUGGCUCUCACCACCUCCGCCCGCGUGCGCCACUCCUGCCCUUUCUGGGCCGGCUUCUCGGUGCUGCUGUCUGGACUCAUCGGUGUUGUCUCCUGGAAGAGGCCUCUCUCGCUUGUGAUCACCUUCUUCAUGUUGCUCUCUGCAGUGUGUGUGAUGCUCAACUUGGCCGGCUCCAUCCUCUCCUGCCAGAAUGCCCAGCUUGUCAGCUCCCUCGAAGGCUGCCAGUUGAUCAAGUUUGACAGCGUGGAGGUGUGUGUGUGCUGUGAGCUGCAACACCACUCGUCCGGAUGCAGCAACCUCGGGGAGACACUGAAGCUGAACCCACUGCAGGAGAACUGCAAUGCUGUGCGGCUGACCUUGAAGGACCUCCUCUUCAGUGUCUGUGCCCUCAAUGUCCUCUCCACCAUUGUGUGCGCCUUGGCCACAGCCAUGUGUUGCAUGCAGAUGGUCUCUGCUGAUGUCCUGCAGAUGUUCUUCCCACACAGGUCUCACUCUGCCAACGCUGCCUGUGUGACUCCCCACGGCACCAUUCUCCACCAGACCCUGGACUUCGACGAGUUUAUUGCCCCGCUCCCGCCUCCGCCCUACUACCCUCCAGAGUACACCUGUACACCCACAGCGGAGGCUCACAGGGGGCUCCACCUGGACUUCGCUUCCUCACCCUUCAGCACUCUGUAUGACGUCACCAUCAACAGUCCUGGCCUGCUGUACCCUGCUGAGCUGCCCCCACCAUAUGAGGCCGUGGUGGGUCAGACUCCCGCCAGCCAGGUUGCAAGUGCCGAUCACCAGGUGGUUGACUCCAGUUCUGGGGACCCAAACACUGCUGCCGACUUCAGCACCCCAGUGCCUGCCAGUAGCACGAGUCUCCCAACAUCAGAGGGGGCCACCUCACUGGGUCCAAGCCACCCAUCCCCUGAUGGCACUUUAGACACCCCACCGCCCCUUCUACCCGCUCCGGUCCCUCACCACAUGUCUCCAGAGGCAGCAAGCUUGAGCACACAGGCACAACCAAGCCCAGGGCGUGUGGCCCGCUCAGCCAGCGACCCCACCUCCUGCACAUCCAGCGAAGCAGUCUCCAUAUCUCGCCCAGCCAUGGGUGCCUGUCAGCCCCAGCUCUCAUCCACUGGUGACCCAGAUGCCUGGAAAACGAACCAACGGGCCAAGCCAGAGACCUUACAGACCGUCUCCAAAGAGCGGCCACACUCUUUAGUGGAGAGCAAGGCCUAUGCAGACACCAGGGUUCUGGUGGCUAAGUUUUUGGAACACGCACACUGCAGCCUCCCUACAGAGGUGCGACAUGUGGUGGGUACCAUACGGUCAACGGCCACCUCGGAGGAGCCCAGGGUGGAGGAGGCCAUCUUUGGUGCUGGCGUCCUGGACCAGCUAUGAAGCAGUUACAGGCCUGGAUGUGGACACUGAUGGGCCCAGUGCCUGCAAAGUCUGGGUCCUGCAAGAUGCCACCAUGCUUGGUAGAGAAAGGCCUUUGGCCUGCUGGACUGAGAACAUCCAGGAUAUCUAGGAGGCUCACUGGUGGACUGGGCAAGGAACUGUUACUCUUUCUCCCAUCAGUUGUCUUCCUGGGGACUGUUUGUCCCCUGUCCCACUAACUCAGAGAUGUUUCUCUCCUGCUCUUAGUGAGCUGUGGUGGCUUCAGGGGUAUAGCACCUCUUGAACUGAAGACUGUGAUGGGAAUACCAUUCCGGGGACAGGUGACACUUGUGGGACAUAAAGACACUGCCUCUGCCCCAAGUCAAGGCCUUUAACACACGAUGCCCCUCUGGGCCUGGUUUGGUUCAGUGUUAAAAGAAUAUAGGGUAGCAUCGGCCGUGGAGCCA
This is a messenger RNA of Rattus rattus (black rat), 2089 nucleotides long. It is a transcript of the gene Entrep2, whose product is annotated as family with sequence similarity 189 member A1. Lineage: Eukaryota; Metazoa; Chordata; Mammalia; Rodentia; Muridae. The transcript is spliced from 10 exons. The coding region runs from base 96 to 1643 and encodes 515 amino acids. Gene Ontology annotation, cellular component: membrane. The record is from RefSeq and is a predicted model, not a curated record.